Molecule: messenger RNA, 1506 nt
Organism: Exophiala bonariae
Lineage: Eukaryota; Fungi; Ascomycota; Eurotiomycetes; Chaetothyriales; Herpotrichiellaceae
Exons: 1
Coding region: 1-1506 (501 amino acids)
Biological process (GO): intracellular iron ion homeostasis
Source: RefSeq, a predicted model, not a curated record
AUGGCCCCGAGUGCUAUUGCCCCAGAAGCUGGUACCGGGCGAGUGAGUGAAUCUACCAGCCCUUUCCUCGGGAACGGUAGCUGGCAGGUCCGACCAGUGGACGAGAAUGGAUCAUCUCAGACGUUUCCCUCGACAUCCAGCCUUUAUGCACCGGGUCUGCAAGAGGUUCACGACCUGAUAGGAGUUGGAUUCGGACCGGCUUCCCUCGCCAUCGCCGUUGCUCUUAGUGAUAGCUUGGAAGGUCAAGAACCCGUAGGACAUGGCUUCAACACACCCAAAGUACGGUUCCUUGAGAGACAGCAAGGAUUCAAGUGGCACGCAGGAAUGCUGCUACCAGGUGCUAAGAUGCAGAUAUCAUUCCUCAAAGAUCUGGCAACUCUUCGAGAUCCUCGCAGCCACUUCACCUUUUUGAACUAUCUCAAAGAACAUGGACGGCUAGUACAGUUCACGAACCUGGCAACAUUUCUACCCUCCAGACUUGAAUUUGACGAUUACCUCCAAUGGGCUGCGGCACACUUUAAUGAUGUGGUGGAAUAUGGGCAGCAGGUUCAGUCGAUUCACCCACGGAAACUAGGCAACAACGAGAAAUAUGACUGCUUUGAAGUGGUUUCACGGGACUUGUCGACAGGGCAAUCGACGACUCUGUUGACUCGGAAUGUUGUGGUUGCCGUUGGUGGUCAGCCCUCUAGACCAUCCACAUUUCCAGCGUUUCAUGAGCGGAUACUUCACUCAUCAGAGUACAAUACACGUAUCGACAAGGUACUGCCCGACAAAGACGGUGCAUACUCGAUUGCAGUGAUGGGAGGAGGUCAAAGUGGUGCGGAGGUGUUCAACAACCUCCAUGAGCGAUAUCCAAAUGCGACGACCAGACUGAUCUUCCGAGAUUCGGCACUUCGGCCAAGCGAUGACUCGCCAUUUGUCAACGAAGUGUUCAACCCCGAAGCCGUCGAUACCUUUUUUGAGCAGCCCCUAGACUACCGAUCAAGAACAUUGGCCAAGAAUAAAGCCACCAACUACAGUGUGGUGAGACUUGAGUUGAUUGAGAAGAUAUAUGAUGAUCUGUAUCUGCAAAGCAUCCAUCAUCCUGACCAGCGCGAAUGGCAGCACCAGAUUCUGCCGCUGAGGGACAUUACUGGGUUCAGUGAUAAUGGAAAGCGACUGACACUGAACCUGACCAACUUGGAUCCAUUGAGUGGGAAUUCGACCGAAACGAUAUCCUUUGAUGCAUUGAUCCUUGCGACAGGAUAUCGCCGUGAUGCCCAUAAUGAGCUACUCAAGGAUUGUCAAACGAUCAAUGGCAGCCAAAGUGGACGUUGGGAGCCCGGGCGUGACUACAGCUUGCGAUUGGAUAACUUACAAGUCGAAGAAGGAGCUGGGCUGUGGCUCCAGGGAUGUAACGAGGCAACGCAUGGACUUUCUGAUUCUUUGCUGUCUAUCUUGUCCACGCGUAGUGGGGAAGUGGUGGACUCGAUAUUUGGGGGGCAGAUCAAACUCAAUGGGCAUUAA